Molecule: messenger RNA, 1590 nt
Organism: Talaromyces proteolyticus
Lineage: Eukaryota; Fungi; Ascomycota; Eurotiomycetes; Eurotiales; Trichocomaceae
Product: fungal-specific transcription factor domain-containing protein
Exons: 2
Coding region: 1-1590 (529 amino acids)
Biological process (GO): positive regulation of transcription by RNA polymerase II
Cellular component (GO): nucleus
Molecular function (GO): DNA-binding transcription factor activity, RNA polymerase II-specific; transcription cis-regulatory region binding; zinc ion binding
Source: RefSeq, a predicted model, not a curated record
AUGCUAAAGAGCAAACAUGGCUGCUGGACAUGUCGCCUGCGAAGGAAAAGGUGUGAUGAAGUUCACCCAGCAUGCACGGCUUGCGCGUCCCGCAACAUUACGUGCCAUGGAUACGGCGACAAGCCAGAUUGGAUGGAUGGCGGCGACAGCGAAAAAAUAGAAGCCAAACGUAUCAAAAAGGAGAUACAGAGUAAUCUUCGGUUGAAAAAUGAAAAGUCAAAUCGCGCUGAUACAGAGAGCCAAUACCAGCCUAAUGGGGGACAAUACCGUGGCGAUGAUAUCAUGGUUCCCCUGUUGGCUGUGGAUUCAAACUCAGUGCAUGCAUUUGUAAACACUCACGCUGGAACUAGGAGAGAAAUAUCAGACAAAAUUACAAGCUACCGAGAAGCUGAACUACUGAUGCACUACAUGGACUAUGUUUUUCCAUUGCAGUUUCGAUUUCAUACCCCAGAUGUGAGCGGUCGUGGUUGGUUGAUGUGGUUGCUUGUCAAAACUGGACCAUUGUACCAUGCCGCCCUCAGUCUUAGCGCUCUUCAUCAAUCUAUAUACUUCUCGAAUGUUUUUGGCAAUACGUACGCUGAAUUGUCUGUGUAUCAUGCUAAAGCGUUACGCGAUUUGCAGCAGUUUCUACACCAUCUCCAAAUAAGCGAGGACGGAGAUGAGAAGAGUCGCCAAAUUGAAGUUAUGGCGUGCGGUGUCUCCCUAAUUAGCUUCGAGCUUUUUCAGGGCGGUGUCAGCGACUGGCAGCUGCAUUUAAAUGCUUUGAUUUCGAUCCUUACAAGUAGAAGUUCGUCUUCAUUGGCAGAGAUGCUGGGUGGAACUCAGGAGACAAAUGGUACACGAAAAGGCUCACCACACUGGCAACAGACCGCUUCGUCAUUCUUCAUAACAGUAAUUUUAUGGUUCGACCUUCUUGCAUGUGCCUCCACAGGACAAGCGCCAAGGAUGCCAUAUCGCUAUUUAAUAGACUCAAAUAUUGUCAAUAUGUCCAACUAUAUGGGAGUACAAAACUGGGCCAUGAGAGCUAUUGGAGACAUAGCUGCCCUGAGUGUUUGGAAAGAUAAUAGUGGAGGACAUGACUUCGAGCUCAUCUCACAAGGCCAAGCCAUUGAGCAGGGAUUAGAAGAUGGUUUACGAUCUCUGGAUAAUAUAUCAUUACUAGGCGCUUCAGUUAUGACAACUAACUUGUCAACACAGCAAAAUAAAGUCCCCGGCGUCACGCGUGCGUUUGCGACAGCAGCUCUUGUUCAAUUAAGGACAGUGCUGUACGGCUCCACCACUACUUCACAUCCUAUACGGGAUGUUGUAGCCAGAAACAUCGAAGCCAUGAAAAGCAUACAUGAUGAACAAGACUUCCGUGGGCUAGUCUGGCCUAUUUGCAUAUCGGGAUCCAUGGCCGAAGCAGCCCAACAACCGUUUUACGAGUCUAUCGUUAAGGAGGUGCUCGGCGAUAAAACCCGAGACUUCGGAAAUUGUGCUACUAUUCUCCAAAUACUAACACGGUGCUGGGAAAUGCGUCGACUUGACCCGCAUUCGAGUGUAAGAUGGGUGAGUGCGAUGGCUGAAAUAGGGACCUGUCUACUUGUUUAG